AACAAGGCCGCCACAUCAUGCGGCUGUCAUAGCGAAAGGCCACGAAGUGGUCGGUAAUUUGGACGCUCUUCUUCAAGCUGACUGCCACGAGUCUGGCAUCUUACGCCGGUUUCUGAACCAUAAUAUCUGAUACUGCCCCAUUUCUCACCAGGGCGGAGCGCCACCAAGCAUAAGCCACCAUCCAGCAGACCAGCACCGUCCAUCUGCAGCCUUACCAGGCUGACAGGCGCUGCAGUCGGCCGCAGCCGCAUUUCAGCCGCCGCCAUGGCCCAAUCUCCGCUAUCUACACCGAAGAGGAAGCGCAGCGAGAUGCUCAUUGAUGGGAUACCUACGCUAGACACAACCACCCAGUUCACCUUUGAUCUCAGUUCAUCUCAGGAGGAUGGUAGUGCGAGCCCUCGCACUCGGGUCGCACACCGGUUCCGUGGUCUCGCACUGGGAGGCGAAAGCGGGGCCAAUGGACCCCCAGCGGCCGUGAAGACAGUGGACGACGAUGUAGCAGCCGGGUCGCGGAAACGGAUCAGGCUCCCAGAGGUUGAGAUGCAAGAUCCUGAUCCACCCCCACCAACCUCGAUCCCGGAAUCCCAACCCUCAGAUCUCCCAGUGGAUCAAUCCAGCCCGGGACGACGAGGGAGAUCCCCCAACUCCGUCCGCAUUGCCAUCGACGAUGCUGUAGUUGAGCAAUCCGAGACGGUAGCCAACACCGGCAUGGACGCUGACGCCAGACCACCACCCCAGCCCCGCUCCCAAACCCGCCCGCGCGCCUCUCGACGAGCCGGGACUCCGCCAUUAUCAACCACGACCAAACCCAAGUCCAAAUCCAAAUCAACCUCCCCCUCGCGCCCAGCAAUAACCGACCCGCUCCGCGCCUCGCUGACAUGGCACGACGACGAGAUCACCAUCUACGACCCGGACGACUCGGACGACGACGGCGCGGGCAUCAACGGCAUCGGGUUCAAGCCGACGCCGGCCAUUGCCUACGCGCGGACGGUGCGCCGCCGGCAGCAGCUCGCCGAGUACAGGAAGCGGGAGGAACGGGAAGCCCGGGCGAAGAGGAGCCUCAAUCGGCGGCGGGGGCGGGGUGAGAGUCCUGUGCCGUCGGCGCUGGCCAUGGAGACGGCGGCGGGGAGGAAGGAAGGGAAGGCGGAGCGGAGGAGGGUCCGGUUCUUGGAGAGCCAGGUGGGGCGGAACUGAUUGGGUUGUGAAUUGCGCUCUGGGAAGGGAUGGGGUGGUUACGUGGGGUGGGAUAUAGUGCCAUGGGGAAUGAUUUGACGUGGCUCAAUCUUUUCUGGUAUUCUGGGAACUUGCUGGCCUAUUCAGGGGUUUCCGCUUAAGGGGCGGCGUUUACGGCAGCGGCGUUUUGGCUGGCGACGGUUGGAUAAUUGACUUGGCGUGUGCUAUGGGCGGUUGGCAUUUCUCUGGGAUGUUGGGAUCCGGGGCUUGGACCACCUGGACGUGGCUUCACGGGUUAUAAGUACAUGGCGUCGACUUCAGAAUUGAGCUUUGUGUGCCCCCAUAGCGGCACUUGACCGGUGGUUUCCAAUUCAGGAGAUUGCAUUGUACAAUACAGGACGCAAUAAUCACCCCAAAUAAGGU
Chaetomium strumarium is the source of this 1596-nucleotide messenger RNA. RefSeq lists its product as uncharacterized. Bases 265 to 1194 code for a protein of 309 amino acids. The record is from RefSeq and is a predicted model, not a curated record. NCBI's taxonomy places the organism in Eukaryota, Fungi, Ascomycota, Sordariomycetes, Sordariales, Chaetomiaceae. The transcript has a single exon.